AUGACACGGUUUCAAGAGUUGCUGUUAAAUGUAUCAUUAUUUCUUAGUAUGGUGACGUUAAUUAAGGCAAGAAUUACGGUCAAUAAAUGUCAAGAUUCAUCACCGAAGGCCUCUUGUAGACAAAAGUGCUAUGAAGACUGCAAAAUGUCGUGCGGACAAGCCGAUCCCCAACUUAAGUCAUGUGAACAAACAUGCCUAGAUCAUGGGCAGUGCGAUUUGAAAUGCGUUACCAAGGAGACCUGUCAUCAGGACUGUGAAGCGCUGCUGACUUGUGGAUCAGUAUUUUGCAAAACAGCCGACUGCACUCAACGCUGCGAUGAAGGAAUAUGCAACAUGAGUUGUAGAGCGACUUCUCGCUGUAAACAGCUGUGUAAUGCAGGAUCGUGUCACCUUAAAUGUGCCAAAACUAGUGAGAGAUGUAAACAGGUGAGUAUGGAAGCACUUUAAUUUAGUAUAAAAUAGUGAGAAAAUUUGUCUUUUAAAAAAAGAUAACGCCGUUUUUGUUUUUUCGCCAGGGCUAUUGGGUUUUUGUUAAAACAUCGUUUUGUUGACACGUGAUCAAAAAAAAAAACAGGACAUGAGGUGUAAAAGAGUCAAUGAGUCACCCAGUCCUAACCUUACCCAGUAACUCUAACCUCAAACCAUAACCCCAGCUUACCUAAUAACUUGACUCACAACCGGCAUUGACUCCUGCCGCAGGUGUUGGGGAACGGAAACCGAGAAGUGGUUAUUCCAACAACAGGCUAGGACAGAACACAAAAAGGGCUCUAAGACAUUGAUUUGGAUUAGACAAAAAUUAUAGCAGGUGACACACUCGCGGCGGUCGAACAAGUAUCUUACGCAUGCGCAAUUCCAUAUCGACAAAGCUGAGGAGUGUUUCUGAUAAGUGUUUGCUUAUGUUGGCAAAUUUAGAGACAGAGAGGUUGUAAAGUGUACUUUUUUUCCUAUUCUCCUACUUUUGCCAUUUAUACCAGCUAGGAGCCCAUUAUCUGACCUGCGACAGGAGCGCAGAAACGGGACGGAAAAGGACGAUCCCUAAUCCGUUUUCUCGGUAGUUUCUUGGUGUUGCGAACGAGCUUAAUCACCAAUUAACGUAUACACAUUAUUGAAAAAGACACUGAACAGUACCUACACCACACCAUAAAAGCAAACCAGCAAUGGUUUCGGCAACAUCAAGAAACAUCACUUUUCUCCUACCUUAUCUUCGAUCCUCCUAAUUACUUCCUUCUCCUCUUUUCCCUUCAUCUCUCCUCUUUCUUUCCUACUUUGCGAGAAACUAUCAUCUAACCUGUGACCAGAGUGCAGAUACAGAAACAGAAAAUGUGCUCAAGAAUUCUAGUCCCCUGCCUCCUUACUCUAACCUACCAACUCGCCCAACUCCUUCUUCUAUUUAUACUGCAAUGACCCUAUAUUGUUUACCCAACGUUAUAGUCAUGCUGGGAAGGCAGCUGCCCAACAUUCUGCCGUGCUAAGCGUUCAUGUGAUCAAAACUGUGACGAUGGCGAAUGUCCAAUGAGAUGUGCCACAGACGAUUGCAUUCAGUCCUGUACAGGCGGAAAGUGUAGAAUGAAAUGCAGAACCAAGAACAGUUGUGUGCAGCAGUGUUCAUCGCUCUGUCCAUUAGUUGAAUGCCAUAGUAAAGAAAAAUCAUGCGAACAGGUGGGCCUUACACUUCCUUUACAAAUCAAACUUAAGGGCGGAAGAUUAGUUUUAUCCCCCUAACACCCUUCUCAACAGAAACAGAAUAUUCAUUACCGGGGGCUACUCCCUAUAAUGGCUUAUAUGGGGAGGCUCCGCCUGAAAAGGGUAUCUUUUCAGGCUUCAGGUAUAUAAAAGGGUAGGGACUUUACUCGUUGAGGUAUACGAAAGAGAAGGGAAAUCUGUCAUGCGGGUCUGUGAAAGGGCCCAAAGGGCUAUCAGAUGAAUUUUGAGGCUUUUUAAUGUCGAGAAAACGUUCUAUUUUUGUGAUUGAUUCUUAUUUAAGCGACAGUGCAUUUACAGCGUUUAAAAGGGAUGCAGAGUUCUAGACAACUUAAGGUAUGUGAAAGGGGUACCAUUUGUCAGUAGAAGGUAUACGAAAGGGGUACCGUUUUCGUGAAAAAUGGUAUACACCUAGUUCAAUUAAGGUUUCUCCCGUGAACCAUGUUUCAUAGCCUGCAGUACACUAUGGUAAACCACUUUUGUAGCGGAAGCUUAGUCUUGUUCACGUUCCUUGAAAUAAUGGAGACCAUUUGUGAGAAGGUGUUCAAGACAGCUUUCAAGUCAAAUGGCUGCUAAAAUUCUUAAGCAUGAGCUAGCUGAAAAAUUUCAUUUUUAAAAUCUCAUGGCUAAAAAUUAGAAGCCUCUUCUUUUAACAACAUUAAUUGAAUAGGGUUUUACCGCCAGAUUAAGCUGCGUUUUUGUAUGGGUCAGCCUAAAAUGCUGGUUAUUUUAAUAAAGCAAAUCCAUGCUAUUCUUUUCUUUUUACUCAGUUUUAAAAUAAUUGCCUCAAAAAUAGAUAAACACGUAAUGUUAGUUAUUCAUUGCUGUUCGACAAACGCCUUUAAUUAGAUUUUUUCAACUACAUCCAAAAUUCCUAUGUGCACGAGUCAAACAAACUCGUUGAAAAUUUGCAGCAUUUGCGUAUUACCACAGAGGAAAACCUAACCUCAAAUCACCGUCUUAAAUCAAAAAGCCUAGGAUUCAGUGUUUUGAAAUACAUUCUCUUAACGUUCUGCUGGCAUAGCAUAGAAGCGUUAGUAGCGUUUGCUUUCUAGGUUUCUAUGCUCGUUGCGGGCACAUAAUUGACUAUACCUGCUACAAUAAAACAUGGAUCAUGCAUCAUUCUUCUCACAAGCAACCUUAAUUGAAAUAGGUGUAUAGAAGGGUAAGGGGUUGGACCUCGGGGCGGAGCCUCCCCGUAUAAAAAUUUGUUGAGUACCCCCUGGGAUUAAUUAUUACUCGUAGGUUGAGGAUGGAUACCAUUUACAUGGACAAACCGGUUGGUUCACGGUUAGGGUAAAUGGUAAGAAAAAUUCAGGACUGGUAAAUUUCACUCCGGAAUCCCGUUUCAAUUUGUACAAAUCAGUUUCAUUUUCCGAAAAAAGGCCCCUGCAGCCUGAACCUGUUGUCAAAGAUGGCUUUGAUCGAUCGAAGAAAUGCAACACGAAUUUCCGUUGGAAAAUUCCGCUCAGGAAAACAAGUUUACCUUAUCAAACGGUCCGUUGCUUCCGAAAAUGUUUCCCUGAAACGACUAAUAUUUUUUGUAUGUUAUUCAUAGCUGGAAGGGGCCGAGAGGAUGUUAAUCCGCGCUAAAGAACAGGGCUAUCAGUACUGCAACGGUGGAGGCUGCCAUCAAAACUGUACAUCAGAAUUUAGAUGUUAUCAAAAAUGCAAGGGGCGAUGCCUUCAACAUUGCACCACAGGUGAGAGAUGUGAGCAGUCGUGCUCCAUCGACGGAAAAUGUGAUCAGUCCUGUACCUCCAAUUCCUGCGUACAACGCUGUGACAAGGGUGGAAACUGUAACAUGACCUGCAAAGCCAGGGAUCGUUGCGUACAGGUACUAAAUAAUAAUAAUUAUAACAAUGGUCUUUAUUUCCACCAUAACAUAUCCUAUGUUACAACUGUCAUGAAUACCGUAAUACAUAAUAAAAUAAAUAAACUAAUCAUACAAUCCUAACUAUACUGUACUAAGAUUGUGUUUAAAUAUUAAUCUAUUUACAAAGGCAGACAUGAAACGCUCAGUAUUAAUAUAAGGACGGGCGCAUUGCUUUGUUACGACGAUUACAAGAACAGACUUUCUUUGAAGGAAUAUAUGGAACUAGCGGGUGAUUGUCUAUAGAGGUUACUUUCUCAAAAAUUUUACAGUCCUGCUUCUUUAAUAGAUAUAUGAUCCUUAAUUGAAACGGGGUAAGAAAUAAAACAGCGCUUAUAACAUAUAUGUAAAUAAGUCUCGUGAUUGGAUUGUUCAGAUGCACAGACUACAGAAAUGAGAUGUUGUCUGAGGGGACUUAAUUUGAUUGGUUAAACCAGCGAAGGCAGACGUGCGCAGCGUCAGAUCCUGGAUUGGAUCGAUUUGAACGAAGAGCAACCUCAGGAACCUCGUUCCUUGGGCGGGGAGGGAAUGAGGUUGGGCGGAGAAAUGGAAUAUUUGGAUUGAUCAGUGAUCUUUACUUUAUAUUAACAUCAACGGGAUCAUCCCUCGCUGCUUCUGCUGUUUGAGUGAGCGAAGAGAUUCCGACAACAGUCCCGUAUCCAGGGUCUAAAUAGAGCUGAAAGAGUGAGGAAGCUUAAAUAAAAAAAAAAAAGACAAAGAGAAACGGAGAAGGGGCCGGGUUUCAUUAGGGAGCUUAAGCAGCGACGUUUUUGAGCGACGCACGUCAACCGGAAGUGAGGUAUUUUCCCUCUUAACAUACCUUGAUGAUAUAAAAUUUGUAUUCCUUAGCUUCUUUACUGUUAUAGAGGCGAUUUGACUGAAAAUUUGCGCGAAACCACCGUCAAAAAAUGAAAAAAGGCCACUUCCGGUUGACGUGCGUCGCUCAAAAACGUUGUUGCUUAAGCUCCCUAUUUUACAAUACGAGCUGGGAAUCGCGAGAAAUAAUCUGGAAUCAGAUCGAGAGAAUGCCAAUACUGGCCAUGCUCUCAUUCUGAUUUAAUUUUGACUUAAAAAAUAUUUUAGCCAACGAAAACGUAGAAUUCGGAUUUAAUUCUCACAGUUAAAUUGUCUAACGGUUUUCGCUAAUGUCGGAAACGUCUUAAACUUGAUUUCACAGCAAUGCUCUAGAGGAGGCUGUCAUGGAGUUUGUGACUGUCGAUCAUGUCUGCAGUUCUGUGAUGCCGGUAAUUGCACCAUGGAAUGCAAUGCAAUGCAAUGCCAGCAUAAUUGCACGGGUGGAGGCUGUAAUCUUACAUGUCCUGAUGGAGCAUUGUGCAAACUACACUGUGGAGCUCAUCAAAACUGUACUAUCACAAGAAAAGUGAAGCCAAGAAAAUUUGGCUACUUGACUACGACAGUAUCACGGACAUCAGACGAACAUGGAAUCCAUCUCAACAAAAGAACGACCAACAAUGGCUGCAGCUUUGAUCCCUGUAGGACUCUCUUUAUGGUUGUCACGACCGUUAUGUUUUUGUCCUCUUAG
Messenger RNA from Porites lobata, 5117 nucleotides. NCBI's taxonomy places the organism in Eukaryota, Metazoa, Cnidaria, Anthozoa, Scleractinia, Poritidae. The record is from the annotation of a GenBank genome assembly.